ACUGUUCUUUGCGCGCAUUACAUUCUUGCUUUCAAAAUGGCGGCAAUUUUGUUUUGGACGAGAAUUUUGUGUAUAUUUUUAUUUUGUGCUCAAAGUAAAGCUGCUUCUAGUAACAGGACCGUCUUCGCGUCUUCUUCAAGCUCAGGAUGUACUUGUGAUCUCACUGGGAAUUUUUGCGAUACAAACUGCUGUUGCGAUCCUGAUUGCACUGCAGCGGAAAAGGAAGCUUUCACAGAGUGCAAGGACGCCGAUGUCAACCAAGACAGCAGUGUCUGUGUGUCAUCAGAGCUCCUCUUUACACAAAACACACAGUUUAAGACAAAGGCAACUGGCUCUGGUUUAUUCUGCAUCUACAGGGACAAUUAUAGCUCUAGAAAUCUUUAUAAUGAUAUCAGAAGUGCAAGCACUGCCGCUGAGUUUUCUGCACUUAAAGGCCAAACAUCCAAAGCUGUUUACGAAAAUAUAGGGUUCACACAACCUCAGCCUACAGAAGUGUCCGCCUAUAAGGCAGGAGAUCCUAUCGUACUGGUUUUUGAAAAUGGUGCCAAAGGUUUUCUUGCUCUUCCAAAGCCAGUGUUGACAAGAGAGUGUGGCRAUGAAAACCCUGCAGGAUAUUUACAAGAUAGUGAUAGUGAGUGCACAAGAGGGAUUACAGACUUGGCUUCAAAGUGUAGCAGUUUACCUUACCUGGCAGCAAAGAGCUAUUAUACAGGAUUUAAGGUUGCCAAGAAUCCCUCCCUCUAUUUUGGAAACACGACCAAUGCAACAAGCACUGUGAACAUCACAACAAGUGUUACCAAUGCUACCAAUUUUACCACUACAUCAACACGACCUGUGACAACAUGGCUGUUGAAUGACACUCUUUUGUUGGAUGUGAAUGUCACUGAGCCAGUAAUCUGCAAGAGUGAACUGGGAAUUUUGAAUGCUUGUGGAUUUAGUGAUCCUCCAAAUCCUAGCUAUGAUGCUGCUAAGAAGACUUGUAAUAAUGUAGUAUAUGAGGUCAAAUACACUCUUCAGUGGAAUAGCACUACGGACCUGACAAAGGUUGGAGUAGAAUUUGUGUUGGGUGCAUUGUCCUCUGACAAUAAUUUACCUUUUCUACAAAAAUAUUCUAUCAAAUUCCAAAAGGAGGGUAGUGAGCCAUUUCAGAGGUCAGGGAAUCCUGGUUAUAUUGUUGGUAAGCCUCUGGUAGCAGGAACACUACAAACUGAUGCAGUAACCCAAAAAGAAACAAUACAGUUAAAUAUUGACCCGGCAACAUGGUUGACAAUAGCAGGGCCAUCAGCUGAUGGUUCUUGUACGAAGUCAACACAACGAGUACCAGUAUCAUUUGGUAUUGAUGUCCGAACUGGCUGCACAAUAAGUGUAUCCCUGUCAACAAGUUUUUCGGCAUGUCAGGUUCUUCAGGACACAGCUCUCAAUGCCUUACUAAGCAGUGUACCUACACAUGUAGCAACAUUUGGCAACUCUGAUGUUAACAAAGUUGGUGAUUGGGUUAAGAUUCUCAACACCAAGCCCUCACAAAAGGUUGAAGGAGGAAAUGGUGUUUGUUCCAACAUGGUGAUGGGUUUAAAGAUCGAGGUCCUUUACACAAACUUUGGAUUCUUGGCCAAUCCACAACCCAGGGUUGUAGGUGUACAGUAUAAAUAUGACGAUCCUAAAGACAUUAAAUAUCAGUGUAUUGGUCCAUACUGCCAACUAGGCAACACAGCCUUGAAUCRAACGUUUGAAGUGGUCACUUCCGUCGAGUUCAUAGACGUGUCUACCAAACCAGACACCUUGAUUAAGCCACGACCAACAUUCGAAGCCAAGGCUCCCUCGGAUUUCUUCUACCCGUUCCUUUAGGGGCUGCUUUGGGGUUUCUCUCUUGUUUCUUGGGCGGACUGCUUGUGGUGUGGAGAGUAUUGCGGCUGGGAGAGACUGAUAGCAAGCCUCUCCCCAAGCCUUUCACCAAGCCUUCUCCUACCCUUUAUUACACAGGGAUGCCAAGCGCGUAAGAAAAGAAAAUAAGAGAAAUGCCUACGGGAGAGGCUAGGGCUGGUAUAACAUUUAAAAAAAACACAAGGUUUUGGGCGACUGUUUGCGGAAAACCAAGAUCUAUGUUUGCAAGAAAAGAUGCACAAAGUUAGGAAGCAAUGAAACAUAAAGCAAGAACUACAGUCGGAAAACGAGUGCGCGUCACUAGAUCUGUUCGAAUCUGUGAAAGCUAAUACAUAUAAUGUACAUAUGAAAGAAAUAAUUUGUAAAUAUAGACUGAGUUUGUACGUAAUUUAUUUCCGCUAUGUAAUAAAAGUUUCUUAAUAUCCA
Actinia tenebrosa (Australian red waratah sea anemone) is the source of this 2307-nucleotide messenger RNA. RefSeq names its product tectonic-3. Gene Ontology annotation, biological process: cilium assembly. Lineage: Eukaryota; Metazoa; Cnidaria; Anthozoa; Actiniaria; Actiniidae. The record is from RefSeq and is a predicted model, not a curated record.